AUGAGGUCCCAAGCUGCAGACGCGUGUCGAAGUCUUAAUUCAGCUAAUUUGCUGAGUAGACCUUGGGCAUUUGUGUACAUGCAUGAGAGCUUCUCGGAGACCAAGAGUAUGUUAGAUUGGAUGGAUGAAGCAAAUGAGUUUACGCCGACCAUUAAAGGGUCGGCGACUAAUCGUUUUUUGGAUGGGUUGCAUACUCUCGUGAAGUAUUUGAUAUAUAAGCAGGUAUCAGAUGCCCCGAAUCCCGGUGUUUGCUCGUGCUCUU
Messenger RNA from Dicrocoelium dendriticum, 262 nucleotides. NCBI's taxonomy places the organism in Eukaryota, Metazoa, Platyhelminthes, Trematoda, Plagiorchiida, Dicrocoeliidae. The record is from the annotation of a GenBank genome assembly.